Molecule: messenger RNA, 1963 nt
Organism: Clunio marinus
Lineage: Eukaryota; Metazoa; Arthropoda; Insecta; Diptera; Chironomidae
Source: the annotation of a GenBank genome assembly
AAUACAUUUCUGGCCGUUUUGUCAAACAGAAUUUCAAACUUUUACUCUCUCGAAAUUUCAUCUUUCAGAAAUUUUGAAACGAUUAAUGAAAGUAUUUUUCAUCUUAAACGAAGAAACUUUUUAAUUACGUGUGUGACUCAAAUCAAUUUAAAAAAAUCUUUUUUGUGAAAUCAAAUAUUGUGAUUUAAUUAAAGAAAAAUGGUCGUCGCUGUAAAAGUCUUCAAGAAAACUACUCCAAAUGGAAAGAUUACGGUUUAUUUGGGAAAGCGUGACUUUAUUGAUCACGGAGAUUAUUGUGAUCCCGUCGAUGGUGUUGUCGUCAUAGAUGAAGAGUACAUGAGAGGUCGUAAAGUUUACGGUCAACUUGUUACUGUUUAUCGUUAUGGACGAGAAGAAGAUGAAGUGAUGGGAGUUAAAUUCAGCAAGGAACUCGUUCUUGCCACUGAACAAAUCUUUCCAAUGGUUAACGCUAAGAUGGAAAUGACACCAAUGCAAGAACGUUUGAUCAAAAAGCUUGGAACAAACGCUUUUCCAUUAACUUUCCAAUUUCCUCAAUCAUCGCCUUCGUCUGUUACAUUACAAGCUGGUGAAGACGAUCAAGGAAAGCCAUUGGGAGUUGAAUACUACAUCAAAUGCUUCGUUGGUGACAGUGAAGAAGAUAAAUCUCAUAAGCGUAGCUCUGUCAGUUUGACCAUCAAGAAACUUCAAUAUGCUCCACCGCAAAGAGGUCGACGAUUGCCUUCAUCACUUGUCAGCAAAGGCUUCACGUUCUCGCAAGGGAAAAUUAAUCUCGAAGUGACUUUAGAUCGCGAGAUUUAUUAUCAUGGAGAGAAGAUUUCGGCUAACAUUGUGGUCACCAAUAACUCACGUAAAACAGUGAAGAGCAUCAAAUGCUUUGUUGUUCAACAUUGUGAAGUUACAAUGGUCAACUCUCAGUUCAGUAAACAUGUCGCAAGCAUGGAAACCAGAGAAGGUUGUCCAAUAACACCUGGGGCCAGUUUCUCGAAAUCUUUCUAUUUGGUGCCCGUGGCAAGCUCCAAUAAAGAUCGCAGAGGAAUUGCGCUUGACGGUCACUUAAAGGAAGAAGAUGCGAAUCUUGCAUCGUCAACUUUGGGUAGCGAAGGAAAGACGAGUUCUGAGGCGAUGGGUAUCGUCAUUUCUUAUUCAUUGAGAGUGAAACUUAAUUGUGGAACACUUGGCGGUGAAUUACAAACCGAUGUACCAUUCAAAUUGAUGAACCCUGCUCCAGGUACUGUUGAACGCGAACGUGUUAAUGCGAUGAAGAAAAUGAAGUCGAUUGAACGUCAUCGAUAUGAGAACAGUCAUUAUGCUGAUGAUGACGACAAUAUUGUGUUUGAAGACUUUGCAAGAUUACGAAUGAAUGAACCAGAAUAAUCUGGGACAAUCAUCAACAAGCUUUCUUUCGUUUAUACUUUCCGUUUCAUCCCUUUUAAGUUCAACAAAUUUCUUUUUUAAUUUUAUGAAUUAUUAUGCAACCAUCAAUUCGACACUUUAAGUUGUUUACUCGACAUUUUUAAUUGCCAUUGAAAUGUUUAUUGCGCAGUAAAAUUCUCAAAGAAGCUUUUCGAAAUGUUAACUAAACGAUAUUUACGUCAGAAAUGACUUCGACAUAACGAAGCACCAGAAAUGAUUUCAAGCAAUUAUGAAACGAAAUAAGUUCUGAUGCAAGGACAUGUAACUUAUGUAAUUGUUUUUAUUUUUGCUUAAAACCAUGAAAAUAUCAAUUCAAACUCCAGCAACGAAAUAAAUAAAAAAGAGAAGAAAUUUCUUCUAAAGUUUUCCCAUAAAACUUCACUUUAGAUAGAAAUUUUCUCGAAAAAUUUGUAAAAAAAAUUAACAAAAAUUAUAUGAAAAAAAUUCCUUAAAAUUUCAAUAAAUUUUUUCUUUUGAUUUCCAUCCCACAAAUUCAGGAUUCAAAUGAAAAGAAAUCAUUUAACAACAA